AUGGGCCAGGUGAACUGCUGCCGCGGCUCCAGGGACGACCCUGACCCCGAGCAGCAGUGCGCGCCCGUCCCGCCAUCACCCGAGCCCCUGCUCCAUCAGCGCGUGCGGGUGACCCAGGGCCAUGCAACGAGGAAGAGGGACCUCCUCCUCUUCAGCGACGCCUUGGUCAUCGCCAAGCCCCACUCCCGGGCGCUGAAGGAGCUCUGGGUCAGCGCGCUCCUGGGCAGGCGGGACCCGCAGCAGGAGGAGGGGGCUGCCCUGGCCCUUUGCGCGGCGAGGGACCUCGGCCGCUGCAGAGGCGCCGGGGCCGUCGGGCUCUGGCGGCAGGGGGCUCUCUUCGGCCGGCCCCUGGCAGCUCUCUGCAGCCAGGACGGCACGCUGCCCCAGCCCAUCCAGGACCUGCUGGCUCUCCUGCGCGAGCACGGGCCAUCCACGGAGGGGAUCUUCCGGCUGGCGGCCGGCGAGCGCGCCUCCCGGGAGCUCCGGGAGGCCCUCGACAGCGGAGCGGAGGUCCACCUCGAAAGCCAGCCUGCACACCUGCUGGCCGUCAUCUUGAAGGACUUCCUCCGGAAGAUCCCCUCCAAGCUCCUCCAGGCAGAGCUCUACGAGGAGUGGAUGAGCGCCCUGCACAAGACCAGCAGGCAGGAGAGGCUGGCAGGACUGAAAGAGGUGGCCAGCAAGUUGCCCAAGGGCAACCUCCUGCUCCUCAAGAGCUUGCUGUCCCUGCUGCAAGACAUCAGCAGAAACGCGGCCACCAGCAGGAUGACUGCCGGCAACCUGGCCGUCUGCGUGGGGCCAAACCUGCUGAGCCCAGCCGAGGAGCACACGCUCCCCUGGACGUCCUGCUGCAGGUGA
Gymnogyps californianus (California condor) is the source of this 855-nucleotide messenger RNA. Its product is annotated as T-cell activation Rho GTPase-activating protein-like. Lineage: Eukaryota; Metazoa; Chordata; Aves; Accipitriformes; Cathartidae. Gene Ontology annotation, molecular function: GTPase activator activity. Gene Ontology annotation, biological process: signal transduction. Bases 1 to 855 code for a protein of 284 amino acids. The record is from RefSeq and is a predicted model, not a curated record. The transcript has 7 exons.